Anguilla rostrata (American eel) is the source of this 1038-nucleotide messenger RNA. RefSeq names its product phosphatidylinositol glycan anchor biosynthesis, class F (gene pigf). The coding region runs from base 1 to 666 and encodes 221 amino acids. The transcript is spliced from 5 exons. Lineage: Eukaryota; Metazoa; Chordata; Actinopteri; Anguilliformes; Anguillidae. The record is from RefSeq and is a predicted model, not a curated record. Gene Ontology annotation, biological process: GPI anchor biosynthetic process. Gene Ontology annotation, cellular component: endoplasmic reticulum membrane.
AUGAGGGACCUCGAGUUUAACAUUAAGGGCAUGGUGUCCGCCCAUGCUAUCAUAGCUUCCUCCAUCUUCAUUGCGACGCUAAUGCCGCAUUUCUUCGCGGAGAAGUACUCUGUGAUCGGAACUCAUUUGGUCUGGUUGUAUUCCGUGUCUGGAUCAGUGGUCGUCGUUAACAUCACCAUCUUCUGGCUGCUGGGCAUCAGUCCGCCCCCCAAGAAGCACACGUUGAGUUACAAGGUGUCCAAGGUCGUCCGAUCCUGUCUGCACUUUAUUGCCUCGUGCUUGUUUUUCCAUGUUGUGCUGGUUCUUUAUGGUGCAACCGUACUGGAGUCAGCGCUGGAGACCUUCUCCCUGGCUGUCCUGCUGUCCUCCUUCACCACGCUCAGGUGUCUGUGUGUGCUGGGCCCGAACGUGCAGGCCUGGAUCCGGGUCUUCAGCCGCGAAGGGGCCAUGUCAAUCUGGGAUACCUCUCUCCAGAUAACCACAGCCUGCACGGUGAUCGGAACCUGGGUGGGAGCUUUCCCCAUCCCUCUGGACUGGGACCGACCCUGGCAGGUGUGGCCCAUUUCCUGCUCCUUGGGGGCCACUUUUGGGUUCCUGACGGGCCUCAUCAUUGCCCCUGGCUGGAUCUACUGGCACCGUAAGCAGCUGACCUACAAGUGCAAGUAGAUGGGUGCGAAGCAAGCGCAGAGAGGUGCACUGAACCCCAAACGCAACGGGACGUUCCACUGUGGUGUUGGAAACCGAAGAGGACUUUGAAACUCAAAGCCAAAAUUCCAUUAUGCAAAUACUGGCAAAAAGAACAUAUAUUUUUGGCCUACAUUUAAGAGAAGCAUAACUGCAAUUUUUUGUUACAUAUUUAUACGGCUUUGUAAAUCUGGAAGGUAUUGGGAAUCUUUUAACAGAGCUGUUCAAAGGGCUGUGUGUUUGUGUGUGUUUUUUUUUUUUUUUUAAACGGUGUAGGUAAGAAUAAUGGGACAUUAAUAAAAAUAGUGAUUAUAAAUGUUGUUUCUGAGGGAAAUAAAAGUCUUCGGUACGGUG